AUGUCCGGCCGUGGGAAGGGAGGCAAGGGGUUGGGCAAGGGCGGAGCAAAGCGGCACCGCAAGGUGCUCCGGGACAAUAUCCAGGGAAUCACGAAGCCGGCAAUCCGGCGCCUGGCGAGGAGAGGCGGUGUUAAGAGGAUUAGUGGGCUGAUUUACGAGGAAACGAGAGGAGUCCUGAAGAUAUUCCUGGAGAACGUCAUCAGGGACGCCGUCACGUACACCGAGCACGCCAGGAGGAAGACAGUGACUGCCAUGGAUGUGGUCUAUGCUCUCAAGAGGCAGGGCCGUACUCUGUACGGCUUUGGCGGUUGA
Messenger RNA from Striga asiatica, 312 nucleotides. NCBI's taxonomy places the organism in Eukaryota, Viridiplantae, Streptophyta, Magnoliopsida, Lamiales, Orobanchaceae. The record is from the annotation of a GenBank genome assembly.